AUGGAAGGGUUAAAUCAAAUUAUGAAAAAGACAACGGCGAACAACGUCUUUAAAGGUGUGCAACUUCCGAACCAAGGUCCUAUCAUUUAUCAUGUCUUUUACGCCGACGAUGUCAUCUUCAUUGUUGAAUGGUGCGAGAAUAAAUUGUUGAAUCUUGCUAGGAUUCUUCGUUGUUUUCAUCUAGCUUUGGGUCUUAAAGUGAAUUUUGUUAAGAGUAAGGUGUUGGGUAUUCGUGUUGCGGAGCCGGAGGUUAAUAGAUUAGCGUCCAUCCUCAGUUGUGAAGCCGUGUCCUUUCCCUUCAUUUUCCUUGGCUUACCGGUGGGCGCAAAUAUGACGCUAACUAAAAAGUGGAUUCCUAUAGUAGAGCAGCUAAAGUCGAGAUUGAGCUCAUGGAAGGCUUCUUGCCUUUCUUUUGGUGAGAGGCUCACUUUGGUGAAAGCCGUGCUUGGUUCUGUCCCGGUAUAUUUUCUGUCUAUGUUCAAGGCGCCUAUUAAAACCAUUGAGGCCUUAGAAAAGAUUAGAAGAAGAUUUUUGUGGGGAGGUGCAAUUGACAAGAAUAAGAUUAGUUGGGUAGCUUGGCGUAAGAUUACUAUGCCACAAUCUUAUGGCGGGCUUAGUGUUGGAGGGCUUCGGAUUAUGAAUUUAGCCCUCCCAUGGAAGUGGUGGUGGAGGUGGAGAAUUGAUUCUGAAGCUCUGUGGCACACUUGUAUAUCCGCCAUACAUAAGGUCAAUUCUAUUGAUGAUGGUAGAAUGGCCAGCAACUUAGUCUCAGGUACAUGGCUCACUAUCUCGAAGAUUGGUAAUGAUUUGGUUGAUGUGGGUGUGGACCCGAGGUGCAUGAUCGUUCGAUCGGUGCGUAGGGGUAACCUCACUAGUUUUUGGUACGAUUCCUGGGUGUGUAGGUUCCUGCUGAAAUCUAUCUUUCCUAGAUUGUAUGACUUGGAAUCCAAGAAGAAGUGUCUCGUGAAAGACCAGGUGACUUGUGACUCGGAUGGGACGUUUUUUCCGACUUGGAAGUGGAAGAAACUGAGGCUCUCUGAGGUAGAGUUAGAAGAGAUUUCUGAUCUGGAAGAUUUGUUAAGUAUAUUCCCCUUUGGCCCAGAUUCGGAUACUUGGAAGUGGAGGGAUGACAACAUCAAUGGCUUCUCGGUAAAAUCUGCGAGAAAGGUGAUCGAGCUCGCGCUUUAUGGUUCAGAAAAAAAGAUUUGUGAAUGGGUGAAUUGGGUUCCGCUUAAAAUAAAUUGUUUCGUUUGGAGGCUCCUCCAAAACAGAGUUCCUGUGGCGGAAAACCUUCAGGCGCGGGGUAUUAUGUCCAUCUCAGUUUACUGCGCAGAUUGCACAGGUGUUGGGGAAUCUGUGAUUCACGCCUUUCUUGACUGCACCUUCGCGAGAGGCGUUUGGAGGAGGGUAUCCAUGUGGACGUCUUGGGACUUCACAGGCUUUGACAACUUGGUUCAGAUGCAUGAUCUGAUUGUGAAGGAGGUCCAUGGCAGGAAGAGAAACACUUUGCUGUAUAUGCAUCAUUAUUCCAACAUAAAUACAACACCAUUGUCAAAUAUUACUACAAUGUCUAUUAACACUCAUCGUUUAAACACAGAUACUACCAAGUCUGAGAGUCAGGACAGGAGAAAAUUACGAAAACUGUAUUUGGAUUCAAGAAAGGCUAAAAACUGUUCUGUUGCAGAUCAUGUUUUUAAUAACAAAGAGAAUGUCAUCAAAAAUUCACUAUCUUUUAGUAAUUGUACCAAUGGAAGUAUGAGAAGCCCUUUCUCUGACAUUACAUCAGGUUUAAACACAGACACUACCAAGUCUGAGAGUCAGCAAAGGAGAAAGUUACGAAAAUUGUAUUUGGAUUCAAGAAAGGCUAAAAACUGUUCUAUUGCAGAUCAUGUUUUUAAUAACAAAGAGAAUGUCAUCAAAAAUUCACUAUCUUUUAGUAAUUGUACCAAUGGAAGUAUGAGAAGCCCUUUCUCUGACAUUACAUCAGAUAUGGCUGGUUACAGAAACAGAAAUAAUUCCAUGGACAUUUGUAACAGUCAACAUAGGCAAAAUUUAAGCAAGAGUAUUUUUGAUGAAAGAAAUUUGAAUGACUUUUCCAUUGAACAAGUUCAUGAAUGUGAUAUUAAAAAAGACGAAUUUGUCGGCAUUUCAAAAGAUUACGUUGAUCACUUUGAUCAGAAUGUCACUUGCGAAAUAUGCCAAGCAAAAUUAUGGGGUGACGAAGCUCGUAGAAUGAGUACAAAAAGCCAAUUAAAUUCAAGUUAUUCAAUGUGUUGUGCAUAUGGUAAAGUUCAACUUCCUAACAUGAAGGAACCACCUUCGAGUUAUCAGUGUCUUUUUAAUUCUUUAGAUUCAAAAAGCAAGGCAUUCCUGAAGAACAUCCGUCGAUACAAUUCCAUGUUCUCAUUUACGUCCAUUGGUGGAAAAGUUGAUUCUACCAUUAAUAGAGGCAAUGCUCCUUAUAUAUUCAGAUUAGGUGGUCAGAAUUACCAUAGAAUGGGAAGUCUUCUACCAGAAGAUGGAUCUAAACCAAAAUUCUCCCAGCUUUAUAUAUACGACACUGACAAUGAAGUUUCAAAUAGACAAGCCAUUUUUGGUGAAUCUAGUAAAGCUUCUUCAUCAACAUCCCGGGAUCUUGAUCUUCAAGUUAUACAACAUAUACAGAAUAUGUUAGACUCGGAGAAUGUUUUGGUUAAAACAUAUCGGAUUGUAAGAGAUUUUUUUAAAGAAAACUUCCAGGCUAACCUAAAGUUGCGGCUCAUUGGAAGAAGGCAACAAGAUGGAAGAACAUACAACUUACCAACCGCUUCUGAAGUGGCAGCUUUAAUUGUUGGUGACAUUGGCGAUUCCUUAGAAAAUAGAGAUAUUAUUGUUGAAACGAAAUCUUGUGGUCUACAACGUAUUAGUGAGUUACAUCCCUCGUAUCUUGCUCUCCAGUAUCCUCUUUUGUUUCCUUAUGGUGAUGAUUGCUACAGAAUUGACAUUCCUCAUAGAGGUGUUACUCCUUCGACAUCAACCAAACGAACAUAUGUCACUAUGAGAGAAUUCUUUGCAUACAGGAUACAAGACAGGCAAGGUGUUUUUUCAUUAAUUCUAAAUUCACGUCGCCUAUUUCAACAAUUCUUAGUUGAUGCGUAUACCAUGAUUGAAACUGAGAGACUAAAUUACAUACGUCAUCAACAGAAGGUUCUAAGAUGUGAUACUUAUGAGAACCUUUCCAAUUUACGUAACCAUGGUGAUAUAAAUGUAUCCACCACUGGAAAGCGUGUCAUAUUGCCUUCGUCAUUUACUGGAGGUGCUCGGUAUAUGAUGCAGAACUAUUUAGAUGCAAUGUCUCUAUGUAAGUGGUAUGGAUAUCCAGAUUUUUUUAUAACAGUAACAUGUAAUCCGAAAUGGCCUGAAAUUAAAAGAUUUCUUAAGGACAGCAAUUUAAGUCCUGAAGACCGGCCUGAUAUCCUAUCUAGAUUGUUUAAAAUCAAGCUCAAUGCUUUGAUUAAAGACUUGAAGGAGAAGUCAUUACUUGGCAAAGUGUCAGCAGUUGUUUAUACUGUGGAGUUUCAGAAGCGUGGGUUGCCGCAUGCGCAUAUAUGUUUAUUUAUGCAUCCCGAUCACAAGUUUCCAACUGUUGAACACAUUGAUCCCCUCAUUUCCGCUGAAAUUCCUGACAAAAACGAUGAUCCAGAGUUGUAUACUCUUGUCAGUGAUUUCAUGAUUCAUGGUCCUUGUGGUGAUGACAACAUCAACUGUCCAUGCAUGGUAGAUAAUAAGUGUUCGAAGGGCUUUCCAAAGAAAUUUCGUGAUCAUACAUCUAUCGAUAGGGAUGGUUUUCCUCUCUAUAGAAGAAGAGAUUCAGGAACAUUUGUUGAAAAAUCUGGAGUUAAGUUAGAUAACAGAAGUGUUGUUCCUUACAACAAAACACUUUUGAAGAGAUAUCAGUCCCACAUCAAUGUUGAAUGGUGCAAUCAGGCCGGAUCUAUAAAGUAUUUGUUUAAAUAUAUCAACAAAGGUCCUGAUCGGGUUACCGUUUCCAUUGUUGAAAGUAACACAUCAAACGAACCUGACCCGCCGGUGGAUGAAAUCAAAAAAUACUAUGAUUGUCGAUAUUUGUCUGCAUGUGAGGCAUCAUGGCGUAUAUUCGCUUAUGAUGUUCACUAUAGGUAUCCUGCUGUUAUUCGUCUCCCAUUUCAUCUUCCGAACCAACAAAAUGUCGUAUAUGGUGAAGAAGAUGAUAUUGAUCAAGUCCUCAACAGGCCGUCAAUGAAUUCUUCAAUGUUUUCAUCUUGGAUGGAUUGUAAUCAAAGUGAUGACGUGGCCCGAGAGCUUACUUACGUUGAAUUCCCUACAAAGUUUGUGUGGAAAAAGGAUGAACGGUGUUGGAAACGAAGGAAAACUACUGGUUUUUCAAUUGGAAGAAUUCAUGCUGUUUCUCCUACUCUUGGCGAGGCUUAUUUUUUGAGGAUUCUUUUAAACAAAGUUAAAGGUCCCCGAUCCUUUGAUGAUAUCCUCACUGUAAAUGGUCGUAAAUUUAAUACCUUUAGAGAAGCAUGUUAUGCUCACGGUCUAUUAGAUGAUGAUAUGGAAUAUAUAGAAGCUAUCCAAGAAGCAAGUCAUUCAGGCUCUGGUUUUUAUCUUCGCACAUUGUUUGCUACGAUGUUGACGUGUCACACUCUGUCUUUGCCGGAACGUGUAUGGCAAAAAACAUGGGAAUUAUUAUCAGAUGGCAUCCUUUAUAAACAACGACUUAUUUUAAAGGCUCCAGAUUUAUGCCUUACUGAUGAUCAAGUUAAAAAUCUCACAUUGUACGAGAUUGAGAAGAUUUUAAUUCGUAAUAAUUCCAGCUUACGAAAUUUUAAUACAAUGCCUUACCCUGAUCAUGAGUUGAUUUCUACUUCAAAUAAUCGUUUGAUUACUGAAGAGCUGGAUUAUGACAGAAUUGAUCUUCAAGAGGAGUUUGAGAACCUUUUAGUUUCAUUAACCGAUGAACAAAGAUUUAUUUAUAAUGAUAUCAUGAACGCCGUUGAAGACAACAAAGGUGGUGUUUUUUUUGUUUACGGUUAUGGAGGCACCGGUAAAACAUUUCUUUGGAAAACUUUAUCUGCAUCUCUAAGAUCGAAAGGGGAAAUUGUUUUAAAUGUUGCCUCAAGUGGGAUUGCAUCUUUGCUUCUUACAGGAGGUAGGACAGCUCACUCUCGAUUUCUCAUUCCGAUUAAUCUGACCGAAGACUCAAUUUGUCCUAUAAUCCCUAACAGUGAUGUUGCAAAUCUAUUAAAGAAAACAUCAUUGAUUAUAUGGGACGAAGCACCAAUGAUACACAGACAUGGUUUUGAAGCUUUGGAUAGAACUUUAAAAGAUAUAUUGAAAUGUGAUGGUUCUCAUAAUUCCGAAAGUCCAUUUGGAGGUAAAACAAUCGUAUUUGGUGGAGAUUUCCGACAAACUCUUCCUGUCAUUCAAGGUGGUACUAGACAAGACAUUGUUAAUGCUUCGUUGACUUCUUCGUACAUAUGGGACCAUUGCAAAGUACUCACUUUAACCAAGAACAUGAGAUUGAGUGCAGGAAAUGGAAUGCAUGAUGUCGAGCAAACACAAAUCUUUGCUCAGUGGUUGUUGGAUUUGGGUGAAGGGAAACUAGGCGGAUCUAACGAUGGUGAUGCGAUUAUAGACAUACCCGAUGAUCUUUUAAUCAUGGAUUCCGCUGAUCCAAUUUCAAGUCUUAUAGAUUUUGUUUAUCCUUCUCUUCUUGAAAAUUACCAAAAUUCCGGCUUUUACCAAGAAAGAGCCAUUCUUGCACCGACGAAUGAAGUUGUUGAUGAAAUUAAUUCUCAGUUGUUGUUGAUGUUCCCAGGAGAUUCCAAGGAAUACCUAAGUUCGGAUAGUAUUUGUGAGACAGAAAAUCUACAGGAUGGUUUUGAUCAAAGUUUAUACUCUCCUGACGUACUAAAUGGUCUUAAGAUCUCAGGUGUUCCAAAUCACAAAUUAGUACUAAAGGUCGGUGUUCCCAUCAUGCUCCUCCGAAAUAUUGAUCAAAAAAAUGGAUUGUGCAACGGAACUCGCUUAAAGGUAAUAUCACUUGGAAAUCGUGUUAUUGAAGCAGAAGUGAUAUCUGGAAGCAACAUUGGUGCUCGAAUUUUUGUUCCUAGAAUUGGUAUAAUACCGUCGGAUAAGAAGGUUCCUUUUAGAUUCCAAAGAAGACAGUUUCCUGUUGCUUUAUGCUUCGCUAUGACAAUUAAUAAAAGUCAAGGGCAGUCAUUAUCCAGAGUUGGUUUGUUUUUGAAAAAUCCAGUAUUUUCUCAUGGUCAACUUUACGUGGCUUUGUCGAGAGUCAAGAGCAGAGACGGACUCAAAUUAUCAAUUCUUGAUAAUGAUGGUAACCUUACUAAUAGGACAUCUAAUGUUGUAUACAAAGAAGUUUUUACUUACUUGUAA
This is a messenger RNA of Helianthus annuus (common sunflower), 6423 nucleotides long. RefSeq lists its product as uncharacterized. Gene Ontology annotation, biological process: telomere maintenance; DNA repair. Bases 1 to 6423 code for a protein of 2140 amino acids. The record is from RefSeq and is a predicted model, not a curated record. The transcript has 9 exons. Gene Ontology annotation, molecular function: DNA helicase activity. NCBI's taxonomy places the organism in Eukaryota, Viridiplantae, Streptophyta, Magnoliopsida, Asterales, Asteraceae.